Molecule: messenger RNA, 2028 nt
Organism: Sus scrofa (pig)
Lineage: Eukaryota; Metazoa; Chordata; Mammalia; Artiodactyla; Suidae
Gene: CFAP73
Product: cilia and flagella associated protein 73
Source: RefSeq, a predicted model, not a curated record
CUUAGAUACUGUAGGUAGAGUGCUCAGUUCAGUGUCUGACCCAGAGUAACUGCUUAAACUAUGUCACCCCUACCCUACCCCCACCCUCCAAAUCCAGAGGUCUCUUCCAAGCUGGUUUCCACCAAGUAGUGCUGUUGGCCCCUGCUCUUUAUGUCCCUAACCAGGCUGGGGGCUCCAUGAGACAAGACCAGGUUAGUGCCACCUCCAGCAAUAGGAGCUGACCCUCAAAGGGCUGGAACAUGGUAGGCCCUCUGGACCUUGCCAAGAACCUUGUCCCCACUCCGCAAGGACCUGGCAGACAGUAGGUGCUCAUUUGAGGGGACAGCUGCACCCACGGCCACGUUAGUGAGGCCCCACCCAAGCAGAGGUUUGACCAGACAUAGGGCACCAAGAGGGGCAGAUUCCUGGCCAAGAGAUCCAUGUCCUAUUCACUGUGCCCCAAUUUAGAUUGGGAGUUAAAGCCUCCUCCAGAACCGGCAGAAGCUGCUCCCCUCCCUGCAGCCCCCUCCCUCUCCCUCUCGGGGUGGAUUCUCCGCCUCUAGCAGGCAAUGGAAUGUUGUGUUGCUGGUUGCCUGGACAACAGAGGCCGGCUGGGUGGCUGCCUUCCGGGAGCACAGAGCAAGAGAGCCCUCCAUCAGAACCCCCAGGGCUUCCUAGGCUAGCGCAAAACUCCAGAAAGAGAGCAGGUACCUGGGCAAUUGCUGGCAGAAUGGCAAUACCCUGGGAAGAGUAUUUCCGAUUGACCUCGCAAGAGAAACUGCCUUUCCCCUCCAGGAAGAUCUUGGAGCAGAAUGUGGACCACAUCCCGCCGGUGCUGCGUCUCCUGGAGAAGAAGCAGGAGCUAGUGGAUGCAGACCAGGGCCUUCAGGCCCAGAAGGAGGUGUUCCAGACCAGGAGGGCAUCCCUGAAACAGCGAUGGGAACAGUUGGAACAGAAAGAGCAGGAGCUGAAGGGGUCCUUUGUCCGUUUUGAAAAGUUUUUGCAAGACGCCGAGGCCCGGCGCAGCCGCGCACUGCGGAGGGCGGCGGAGGAGCGGCACCUGGCGGGCCACCAGGAGGCGGAGGCGCUGAGGCGUCGGGCCCAGCUGGAGGAGCUGCAGCGGGAGCGCGCGCGGCUGCAGCGCCGGCUGCAGCGUCUGGAGCCCUGCGCGCGCCUGCUGGGGCAAGUGCUGGAGCAGCUGCCCGAGUUCCAGGAGGUUCCCGAGCUGGUGGCCCGCUUCGACGGCCUGGCCGACAUGCAGGAGGCGCUGAGGAUCACGGAGCGCCAGCGGCUCGCCGAGCUGGAGGAGGCGCGCGCGCGGCUGCAGCGGCUGCGGGACGCCUGGCAGGACGAGCUGCUUCAGCAGGGCCAGCGGCGAGUGCAGCUGCUGCAGCAACUGGAGGCGGCGCGGGAGCGCACGCUGCACUGGGAAUCCAAGUGGAUUCAGAUCCAGAACACAGCGGCUGAGCAGACCCUGCUCCUGGGACGCACCAGGAUGGCAGCGCUCAACCUGUUCCAGCUAGUGUGCCAGCACCAGAGGAGGCCUCCUUUCCUGGACAUCGAGGACACAGAGGGGCAGCUGGAGCAGGUGAAGUUGUUCAUCCUGGACCUCUCUGCCCUGCUGGCCAGCCUGCGUCAGGCUGAGCCCACAGCCCCUGCCUCUUAACCCUGACCCAGGUGAGCAGCAGGGGAGGGACCCAGGCCCUGGACAGGAGGUGCACAUUUCCUGUGGGGUGGGCAUGAGGGGUACACAGCAAGCACUAAAUAAACACAGGCUACAUGGGCGGGGCGGGGUGGGGGGGACAAGCCCACAUCCACCGCAUGGCCUGGGACCUGGGCCUCUCUCUCAGGGUAGCUGGGGGUAUGUAAACAUGCUGAUGUUUGUCAGGUGUUUGGAAUGAGGCCUGGCACAAAUUCUGGUAAAUUCUAAACAAGGGUUUGGUAAGUAAAGUAAAAUAAAGAAGGACCAGCAAGUGGGUGACAAUGGCGAACACCCAUUCCCGGGGUGCCUGCUUACAGAGGCUCCUCGGUUUGGACUGGUGCUGAGUG